AUGGAUGUGGGCAGCAAAGAGGUCUUGAUGGAGAGCCCGCCGGACUACUCAGCAGUCCCCGGGGGCCGGCUUCGCAUCCCCUGCUGUCCAGUGAACAUCAAACGCCUUCUCAUUGUGGUCGUGGUUGUGGUCCUUGUCGUCGUGGUGAUCGUAGGAGCCCUGCUCAUGGGUCUUCACAUGAGCCAGAAACAUACAGAGAUGGUUCUAGAGAUGAGCAUCGCAGGCCCGGAAGCACAGCAACGCCUGGCCCUGAGUGAGCGUGUGGGAACCACUGCCACUUUCUCCAUCGGCUCCACUGGCACUGUGGUGUAUGACUACCAGCGGCUCCUGAUUGCCUACAAGCCAGCCCCCGGAACCUGCUGCUACAUUAUGAAGGUGGCUCCGCAGAGCAUCCCAAGUCUCGAGGCUCUCACUCGAAAAUUGCAGAACUUCCAGGCCAAGCCCCCAGUGCCUUCCUCGAAGCUGGGCCAGGAGCAGGGCCGUGACGCCGGCUCAGCAUUCUCUGGGGACCUGGCCUUCCUGGGCAGGACCGUGAGCACCCUGUGUGGCGAGGUGCCCCUGUACUACACUUAG
This is a messenger RNA of Budorcas taxicolor (takin), 573 nucleotides long. RefSeq names its product surfactant protein C (gene SFTPC). The transcript is spliced from 5 exons. Gene Ontology annotation, cellular component: extracellular region; alveolar lamellar body. The record is from RefSeq and is a predicted model, not a curated record. Gene Ontology annotation, biological process: respiratory gaseous exchange by respiratory system. The coding region runs from base 1 to 573 and encodes 190 amino acids. Lineage: Eukaryota; Metazoa; Chordata; Mammalia; Artiodactyla; Bovidae.